Molecule: messenger RNA, 1824 nt
Organism: Actinia tenebrosa (Australian red waratah sea anemone)
Lineage: Eukaryota; Metazoa; Cnidaria; Anthozoa; Actiniaria; Actiniidae
Product: G2/mitotic-specific cyclin-B2
Source: RefSeq, a predicted model, not a curated record
AUUAAUUCAAUGUCUUAAACACUUUGCUGAUUGGUCAAUAAACUUCGACUCGCGUCGAGAAAAUGUUUGACUCACACUGAAUAACUUCUCGUUAGACGUUUUUCCAGGAAUUUCGAGGCACUUUUUUUCGGACCGAUUUUCUUCGGAGUAAAGGUUCUAGAUCUCUAGAUGAAACGAUGGAACAUACUCCGAGCACUGAUUCAGAUUUCGACACUAACAGUUAUCAAGUUGACAGCGCUUUGGAAAAACCCUGUCCGUCUACAAACUGCGAUUGGAAAUUCGAUCUCCUUUGUGCUCCAAGACCAAGGGCUCGAAGCAGGUUAAACGAUAGCGGAUUCUUCCAGCAAGAUACCAAUAUUAUUGCAAGUAAUGGCGCAGAGACUGACAAAUCACAAUCAGCGGACUGCCAAGAGAUGAUCGAAGAUUGGACUGUGAUGAGUUCCUAUACUGAGGAAAUAUUUUGUUAUUUGUAUAAACUGGAGACCAAGUUCCUUCUUCCAAGAGACUUUCUGAAGCAUCAGGAAGAGGUGACGUAUCAAUCAAGAGCURUUCUGGUGGACUGGCUGAUACAGGUACACGAGUUCUAUAACUUUCCCCAAGACUGCCUAUAUCUAAUGAUCAGUCUAUUAGACCGCUAUAUGAGCCUGCACUACGUACCACUGGCCCAUUUCCAGUUGCUCGGCAUGUCGUGUUUGCUAGUCGCCUGUAAAUACGAAGACCGUUUUGUUCCUAGCCACCAAGAACUCGUUAACAUGGCGGAUAAGGCUUUUACUGCCGAUGAACUCAACAAGAUGGAGAAAGGUCUUCUUGAGACGUUGAAUUUUGACCUCUCACAACCACUGCCAAGUCACUUUCUUCGGCGUAUCGCAAGGACUGCUGGGAUCGAUGCGGAAACGUACGUCUUAUCGAAGUUUCUUAUGGAAAUCACUAAGCUUGAUUUGGUUCUCGUGACGUAUAAACCGUCACUGGUUGCUGCGUCGGCAUUCUGUCUCGCCAGCGGACUUGUUUGGGAGAAUGGAAGGCUGUCGUUGGUUCCYGGGUCUUGUUAUACAUUGGAUCAGCUCAUGCCAUGCCUGGUUGGUAUAGCUAAACUCAUCAAGUUCUUAACCUCGUUAGGCUGCAAGGGUGUCAUUCAUAAGUACUGUAGACUUGGUAUUGAUAACACUAUAAUAGACAGCUUGUCAGUCAACCCGAUAAUCAAGGAUCUGUUGGCGACUAAUAUAGCCCACUGAAUAAGAAGAGGAUGGAGUGAGCGGUUAUACGUUCUUCAUUAGUUGGCGUCAAGUAGAGACAGGGUACCCGAAUUAAAGUCAUGCUUCGCGCUUAAGCAUCCAGGGUCCGGCAAACAUAUUUUUUGUAAAGCAUUUGUCAUGCGUUAAGUUCACUCUCAAUUCAAAACCCGGUUUUCCUUGAUUUUUCUAGAUGCUUUUUUGGGUUUUCCAGUUUUUCCUGCUUUUUGUAUAUAUUCGAUAGUCUUUUUACGAUUUGGUGACGUUUUUGGUUUUUGCAACGGAAUAGAUUAUACAGUAAGGAUCGGAAGAAAAAAAACCCACAAAGCAAAAACAAAAACAAAAACAAAACAAAAAAAACGAAAAAAACCCGAAAAACAAAACAAAACAAACAAAAAACAAAACAAAAAAACAAACAAAAACAAAAAACAACAACAACAACAACCAAAAAAAAAACAACAAACAAACAAACAAAAAACAUGAUGACAUGAGACCUAACACUAUCUACUAGAAACUGUUUUAAGGUUAAGGAAAAUCACUCUAUCGGUUCAUGUACAUUUUCCGAAGAAAAAUAAAAUCUGAAGUUUUGAAUGUA